Molecule: messenger RNA, 669 nt
Organism: Aspergillus luchuensis
Lineage: Eukaryota; Fungi; Ascomycota; Eurotiomycetes; Eurotiales; Aspergillaceae
Gene: SNF7
Product: ESCRT-III subunit protein SNF7
Exons: 4
Coding region: 1-669 (222 amino acids)
Biological process (GO): late endosome to vacuole transport via multivesicular body sorting pathway; vesicle budding from membrane
Cellular component (GO): ESCRT III complex; cytoplasmic side of plasma membrane; multivesicular body
Source: RefSeq, a predicted model, not a curated record
AUGUGGUCUUGGUUCGGCGGAUCCGCCGCUCAGAAGCGGAAAGAUGCCCCCAAGAAUGCGAUUCUCAUGCUUCGCGAGCAGCUGGACAUGCUCCAGAAGCGCGAGAAGCACUUGGAGAAUCUGAUGGAGGAGCAGGAUGCAAUUGCUCGGAAGAACGUAACGUCAAACAAGGCCGCGGCUAAGAAUGCCCUUCGACGGAAGAAGGUUCAUGAGAAGAAUCUCGAACAGACGACGGCGCAGAUCGUUCAGCUAGAACAGCAGAUUUACUCGAUCGAGGCGGCGAAUAUCAACCAGGAGACUUUGAAGGCUAUGGAGGCGGCUGGUGCGGCGAUGGCGAAGAUCCAUGGCUCCAUGACGAUCGAUAAGGUGGAUGAGACGAUGGAUACACUUCGCGAACAGCACCAACUCAGCACAGAAAUCGCAACAGCCAUUACAAGCACCUCUCUGGUCGAUCAACCAGACGAGGCCGAUUUGGAGGAGGAACUCGAGGGUUUGGAGCAGGAGGCCAUGGACGAGCGGAUGCUCAACACAGGUACUGUGCCGGUUGCAGACCAGCUCAACCGUUUACCUCCUGCGGCAAAUGGAGAAAUCAAAUCCAAACCCCAGACCGAAGAAGAAGACGAGGAAGCAGAACUGGAGAAGCUACGUGCGGAAAUGGCCAUGGGAUAA